This is a messenger RNA of Solanum pennellii, 1050 nucleotides long. RefSeq lists its product as uncharacterized. The annotation marks the transcript as partial. The transcript has 7 exons. Lineage: Eukaryota; Viridiplantae; Streptophyta; Magnoliopsida; Solanales; Solanaceae. The record is from RefSeq and is a predicted model, not a curated record.
UUAAAAAAGAAUGAAUGGAGGAUUCAUCAAAGAAAUGUUCUACCAACUUUGCUGGUAUUAUAUUUGUUUUUUAAUUACGACGGAGUUCAAGGAGAAAUAAAGUUGUCAGAACAAGAGGAAUUGGCAUUGGAGAAGCAAUUAAAACUUUUAAACAAACCAGCGGUCAAAACAGUUAAGACUAAAUGGGAAGAUACAUAUGAUUGUGUGGAUUUCUACAAACAACCUGCAUUUGAUCAUCCAUUAUUAAAGAAUCACAAUUUUCAUCCCAAGAUGAAACCCAUUUUACCAACAAUAAAACAUAUUUCAAAGAAUUCAACUAUUGAUAUAUUUUCGAAGAUAUCGUUAGAGAACAAUUGUCCUUGUGGAACCGUUCCUAUCAAAAGAGUUACCAGAGAUGAUCUUAUUAGACAAAGAGAUAUGCCAUCACCAGAAGAUUUCGAAUAUGAAGUCCAAUCAGAAGAUAAUACUCAUAAAGUUGUUGAACCAAGAGGCGGAUACAAUUACAAGGCCGGAAAUACACAUUGCUUCAACACAUUAUGUCCCGGCUUUUUGUUAGUAAACAAUAACAUACUUCUUGAUAAUGCAUUUACCAAUGUUUCUCGUCGAGGGAAUCAUGAACAACAACCGGAGAUUAUUGUCUACAUUGUUCGGGAUCUUGCGGAAGAACAUUGGUGGCUUUUGCUCGGAGAUAAACAAGUUGUAGUUGGUUUUUGGCCUAAUUGGAUUUUUAGCGCGUUAGCCAAUGAUUUUGCUACAAAUGUCGAAUGGGGUGGAGUGACAUAUACUCCUUCAGAAGAUCUCGAAAAUUAUGCCCCAAUGGGCUCUGCCAUGAUUCCUGUACGUAUAUCACCAGCACAUGAUGCUUAUUGUAGGGCACUUAUGGUUUUAAACGAUAAAGGUGAAACGCUAAAUGUAGUAAAAACGCCAAUAUUUCUUGACAAUCGAACGCUAUAUCAAGUGGUUGAUAAACCAUUUUGGGAAAAUGUAGAUUUUCCACAUUAUGUAUUUUAUGGAGGAACUCAUGUGCCAAGGAUAGAUAAAAAUAUGUAA